This is a messenger RNA of Nanorana parkeri, 891 nucleotides long. It is a transcript of the gene LRRC26, whose product is annotated as leucine rich repeat containing 26. The transcript has 3 exons. NCBI's taxonomy places the organism in Eukaryota, Metazoa, Chordata, Amphibia, Anura, Dicroglossidae. Gene Ontology annotation, molecular function: protein binding. Bases 1 to 891 code for a protein of 296 amino acids. The record is from RefSeq and is a predicted model, not a curated record.
AUGCUUAUCAAGAAGGGUAACAGGGAGGCUUUCUUUGAUGUUUCUUUGAUUAAAGUGACCAUGUCAUCGAAUGGAAAGGUGGACUGCUAUGACAAAGGACUAUACUUUAUUCCAGAAGAUAUUGAUGAAGACACUCAUUCCUUGCUACUGGCCUACAAUAAAAUCAACAGCCUGAAGACCAUGUCAUUCUACAAAUACCCAAACUUGAAACACCUUGAGCUUCAAAACAAUAUAAUAUUUAGUAUUCACCAUCAGACUUUUCAAAACCUGAAGAACCUCACCUACUUGGAUCUAAGCAGCAACCAACUGAUGGUUUUAAGACCUGAGAUUUUUCAGGCACUGUCCAGUCUAACAACUUUGAAUCUGGGAAACAACCGAAUUUCCUGGCUACCUGGGAAUGUGUUGGAGUCUUUGACAAACCUGCAAGUCCUUCAUCUGCAUAGUAAUUACUUGACUGGCUUGAGAGUAGACAUUCUGUACAAGUUACCGUCUCUUGUGGAAUUGAGGUUGGAUGGGAAUCCUUGGGCCUGCACUUGUCAUAUACAGUAUCUUCUUUCCUGGAUGAUCGACCAUUCUGAAAAAAUUUACGAAAAGCAGCGGACACUGUGUGGGAUUCCAAAGUACCUGAACCAGUAUCCGGUGCUUCAGAUUCAACGCAGCUCUUUCGACCACUGCCAGGACUUCAUAACGCUUUAUGAAUAUCUCUACUUUCUGUUGAUUGGUAUUGCAUUGUUUUCUGCCAGCAUAGUGCUGUGUCUCCUCACAGGGGUGACUGUUGUCUUCUACAAUCGGCAAUUACUGCAAGCACGACAGAGGCCGCACGUGUACAAGAAUAAAGCUGCCAGAAAACGAGAGGAUGUCAUCCAUGGUCACUACCUACCAACAUGCUAA